Messenger RNA from Plasmodium reichenowi, 687 nucleotides. RefSeq lists its product as hypothetical. The record is from RefSeq and is a predicted model, not a curated record. Bases 1 to 687 code for a protein of 228 amino acids. The transcript has 8 exons. NCBI's taxonomy places the organism in Eukaryota, Apicomplexa, Aconoidasida, Haemosporida, Plasmodiidae.
AUGGAAUACUUGAUAUUAGAAGAAAAAUAUAAAAAUCUUCUGAAUAAAUCUAACUAUGAAAAUAGGCUGCUUAAGAAAGAAACAGAAAUACUUAACAAGAAAUUGGAGAAUUUAGAAAGUGCUUAUAUAGAUACUGAAAAUAAAAUAACGGAAUUUAUUAAAGAUAAAGAAGAAUUAGAAGAUUAUUUAUAUAAAAUAAAAAGAGAAAAUUUGGAUUUAAAAGAUGAAGUUUCUAAAUUAAAUGAAAAAAUACAAGAUUUAAAAGGUUUAACUAAAACCUAUAGAAAAAUGAUUAAAAAUAGAAAUAAGGAAUUAUUCGAAUCAGAAAUUUUAAUGGCAGAAAAUAUUAAUUUAAGAAAUAAUAUACAAGUUGUGAAUAACGAGAAAUUAAGUUUAGAAUCAGAACUAAACAAGAAAAAAAAAAUUAUUAAUGUUAUCAAAGAUAAAUAUAAAAAGAAUAUAGGAAGAUUAUUGGAAAAAUUUAAUCAAAAAGAUAGACACAUAUAUGAAUUCCAAUCUUUUAUUAUUGAUGAACUGAAUAAUUUAAAAGAAGUCAUAUUACGUGAAAAUGAAAAUAUGCAUUUCGAUGAAACCUUAAUGAAUAAUAAAUUCAUGAAUAUAAGCUUUCAUUUAGAUAUUUUAACCAAAAAAUUAGAAGAAAAAAUGACGAUAUCUAUAAUUGAAUAA